This is a messenger RNA of Drosophila innubila, 678 nucleotides long. RefSeq lists its product as uncharacterized. Bases 96 to 590 code for a protein of 164 amino acids. NCBI's taxonomy places the organism in Eukaryota, Metazoa, Arthropoda, Insecta, Diptera, Drosophilidae. The record is from RefSeq and is a predicted model, not a curated record. The transcript has 2 exons.
AAACUAAUAUUGUUAGUUUAGGCAGCAUUUAUAUGUGAGUAGUAAAAAUUGAAAUUCUUUCAGCUCUUUCAGCAAGGAAUAAGAAUCUGGCAAAUAUGCUGAACGAAAGUAAGGGUAUUGAUGUGGGAACAGCCACAGAGGAUUGCUCAGAUUUGGAUGUCAGCUCAGAGGAUGAUAGCGAUGAUGUGUUAGCCGAGGAUACCUCAAUGCAACCUGGUGGAAGUCGCACAUUGGACAAUCGUUUAAAUCCCGAUGCACCCGAUUUUGUGCCGGGUGUAACAACCCGUUUACUGGCCGUAAAAAUAGUCGAUGAAUUGUCGAGCUAUCCGCGUUGGAGCAAUGCCUCGAGCGAUAUUGCAUCGUAUGGACCACGUUACGAUAGCAUCUGGCGUGAAAGUUGCCCAAGGACACAGCUGCAGGUGCAGAAUGAAAGUGCCAUUGAGCCAGUGAUGCAACAACUACCAAAUGUUAUUGAAAUUGUGGGCGAUGUGGAGCCAUCGUUGAACCAGAGAUCUAAGGAUCAAAGUGACCCAGCAAUAGGGGAAUCAGCGUCGACAGGUCGCUGCUGCGCCUCCUGUGCACUGAUGUAAUACAUGGCAUUAAUUUGCGUUUAUCUUUGACAGUUAUACUCAUUAAAGCAUUGUCUCACUAUAUUUAAGAGAAAAGACACACACACAC